AUGGGGCUCGCAUCCGCCACAAAGGCUGAGAUCGGCAAGUCCGACCCCAUCCUCACACGGCUUGCGAACGAGGACAAGACGUAUUGGUUCAUGAAGCCAAACUUGCGAUUCCUCUACUUUAUGCUCUUCCCUACAUGCAUGGGGAUCGAGUUGACAUCGGGAUUCGACUCUCAGAUGAUCAAUGCGCUCCAGAUUGUACCAGCAUGGAAGACCUACUUCGACAAUCCACAGGGCGCGCUGAAAGGCAUCAUAGCCGCUGCUUAUUCCCUCGGUGCAAUUCUCUCGCUCCCUCUUGUCCCCAUUGUGAAUGAGAGGUUGGGUCGGCGAUGGUCUAUUUUUCUCGGCUCGUCUAUUAUGAUGGUUGGAGCCCUCAUCCAGGGAUUCUCGCAGCACGUUGGCAUGUACAUCGUCGCCCGAAUGAUACUGGGAUUCGGCAUCCCCACCUGCAUCGUAUCUGGCUCUUCGCUCAUCGGAGAGCUUGCCCAUGCAAAGGAACGGCCGGUGAUGACGUCUCUCUUCAACGUGAGCUUCUUUGUCGGGCAGAUCACCGCUGCCGCAAUCUGCUUCGGGACCAACAGCAUUCCCAACGACUGGGCGUGGAGGAUACCAUCUCUGCUCCAGAUCUGCCCCUCUCUCCUACAGGUCUCGUUUGUCUUAUUCCUACCAGAGAGUCCCCGGUGGCUCAUCACAAAGGACCGGGCCGAAGAGGCUCGAGCCAUCCUGGUCAAGUAUCAUGCCGAGGGAGACGAUGAAUCGGAAUUCGUAAAGGCCGAGAUGGCCCAGAUGCAUACGACUAUCCAGUUGGAACUCGAGGGGUCCAAGAAAUCAUGGUUGGAUUUAUUCAACACGGCUGGAAUGCGGCGACGUGUGCUUAUCACGACGAUGCUUGGUCUCUUUACCCAGUGGUCCGGAAACACGCUCAUCUCGUACUACCUCGGCGACUUACUCGCCAUUAUUGGCUUCAAGGAGUCAACCUUCGUCCAGAAGAUUAAUCUUUCCAUCGCAUGCUGGAGCCUGGUUUGCGGCGUCACGGUCUCACUUCUCGUCCUCAAGGUCCGCCGUCGCGUCAUGUACCUCACAUGCACCAUCAGCUUGCUGCUGUGCUACACUGGUUGGACCAUCUCAAUGGAGCGAGCGCAGACAGCGGUGGAUGCUGGCCAGCCCAACAAUGCGGCCAACAUCGCCGUGCUGUUUUUCAUCUACGCGUACUCUCCUUGCUACAACAUGGGAUACAACGCGCUCACGUACACCUACAUGGUGGAAGUAUGGCCGUUCAUGGAGCGGUCGCACGGUAUCGCCAUCUUCCAGCUCUGGGGCCGCCUUGCGGGAUUUUUCACCACUUUCGUAAACCCUAUCGGGCUCGACAGUGUUGGAUGGAGGUACCUGAUUUCGUACUGCUGCUGGUUGGCGUUUGAGGUCGUUUUCGUGUACUUCAUGUUCCCGGAAACGUUUGGCCGAACGUUGGAGGAACUCGCAUUCAUGUUCGAGGACAAGCGGUUCGCCGACCAAGCUGUCGCCGCUGUCAGGAAGGCUGUUGGGGAUAGGGAUGAAGAUUCUCACCCUAUUAAGCACAUAUCAGAUUGA
Messenger RNA from Phialemonium atrogriseum, 1584 nucleotides. RefSeq names its product putative mfs sugar transporter. Gene Ontology annotation, molecular function: carbohydrate:proton symporter activity. The transcript is spliced from 8 exons. The record is from RefSeq and is a predicted model, not a curated record. Gene Ontology annotation, biological process: transmembrane transport; carbohydrate transport. The coding region runs from base 1 to 1584 and encodes 527 amino acids. Gene Ontology annotation, cellular component: membrane. NCBI's taxonomy places the organism in Eukaryota, Fungi, Ascomycota, Sordariomycetes, Cephalothecales, Cephalothecaceae.